Pristis pectinata (smalltooth sawfish) is the source of this 1400-nucleotide messenger RNA. It is a transcript of the gene mrpl38, whose product is annotated as mitochondrial ribosomal protein L38. Bases 90 to 1241 code for a protein of 383 amino acids. Gene Ontology annotation, cellular component: mitochondrial large ribosomal subunit. NCBI's taxonomy places the organism in Eukaryota, Metazoa, Chordata, Chondrichthyes, Rhinopristiformes, Pristidae. The record is from RefSeq and is a predicted model, not a curated record. The transcript is spliced from 9 exons.
CUCCGGGGGCCGACGGGAUACUGGAGGAUACCCGUGGGAGGUCCGACGCCGAGGGGCCGACGGGAUACUGGCGGCCCAGUGAUCGGAAGAUGGCGGCGCUGGCGCGGCUGCGCCCGGGCGGGUUCUUUCGUAUCCUGAAGGUGGCGGGACCGGUCAGGACGGUGACAGGCACGGCUGUGCUAUUUAAACGCGCAGCUCCACUAGGGCCGAUGCCCAAUGAGGAUAUUGAUGUGACGGACCUGGAGUCUCUGGAGAAAUACCGCAGCUAUGCACGGUAUCUGCAGAUGGCAGAGAAGAAAAGCAAGGAACCAAUCUGGUGGCGGACAUACAAACAUUAUAUACAAGAGCCUACUCCAGAGAAAAUUGAUAUCGGUCUCCCUCAUUUUAGAGCAUCUCGGAAGAAGGAACUGAAGGAACGCAGACGCAUUCUUAAGGCAAAUCACAACAACAGUGACCUCGAGAGAGCAUCACGGCACAGAACACUAACGAUUCCACUGGAUGAAGUGAAAGCUGACUGGGAGAAAACAAAUGGUCCUUACCAUUUAAGGACUAUUGGUGAACACUAUGGAGUUUAUAGAGACCUGUUCAACAGAGCAACCUUCGUUCCACGUGUGAUGCUGCGUGUUCAGUACGACUGUGAGGACUAUUCCAUGCCAGUGUAUCAUGGAAAUGUGGUCACUCCCACAGAGGCUGCAGAUGUUCCCAAGGUAUCAUUUGAGGCAGAAGAGGGCUCCCUGUGGACACUGCUAUUUACCAAUCCAGAUGGACAUCUGAGAGACAAUGAAUCAGAGUAUGUUCACUGGCUGGUCGGUAAUAUUCCUGGGAAUGCUGUAUCGGAAGGAGAGGAUGUCUGCCACUAUUUCCCCCCUUUUCCUGCUAAAGGCACAGGAUAUCAUCGGUGCAUCUUCAUUCUCUUUAAACAAGAUAAAGUAAUUAACUUCAAAGAAGACUCCAGGCCGAACCCUUGUCUCAGCCUGAAAAUGCGAACCUUUAAAACCUUUGAUUUCUACAAGAAACAUCAGGAUCUGAUGACUCCAGCUGGGAUGGCUUUCUUCCAGAGUCGCUGGGAUGAGUCUGUCACGCAUAUCUUCCACAAUCUUCUCGAUAUGAAGGAGCCAAUAUUUGAAUACGACUUCCCUCCGGCUUACCAUCCACCUCAGAGAAAAUACCCACAUGGUCAGCCACUCCGAUACUUGGACCGGUACAGAGACAGCCACGAGCCCACCUACGGUAUCUACUGAUCCAGCAAUGGCUUUCCACAGGGGUCCAAGGUCUUCAACUCCAGCUGUGACUGACUGCCCAAGACUGCUCCAUUAGAACUCCUGUAAACAAUUUCACGUGACCAUCCACAAGAACAAGUUCUGUGUUCAUGCAACAGAAAUAAAUAUUUUUCUAAUAUG